Molecule: messenger RNA, 1506 nt
Organism: Canariomyces notabilis
Lineage: Eukaryota; Fungi; Ascomycota; Sordariomycetes; Sordariales; Chaetomiaceae
Exons: 3
Coding region: 1-1506 (501 amino acids)
Source: RefSeq, a predicted model, not a curated record
AUGGAGCGUACCAACGCGUGGCUCCUCGGCCACCAUCACGAGCAGAUGGUGGCCAUGAUGAAGGUCAAGGCCCGGGUCCUCGAGACCUACGAGAGGGCGGAGAACCGCAAGGUUCUCCACCUCGACUGGAUCGCUGGAAACCCAGCCGAUCCCGCCGUGGCGACCGCCGGCAGCAAUGCUGGCGGCGCGCAAGCUUCGAGCUCCGGCUCAAGUGGCCUGACCAACGUCGGGACCCCCACAGCGGAUGUGUACAUCCGCGCCAUACAGCACCUCGACUCGAAGGAAGCAUGGAACAAAUCCGCCCUCGCUGGCGACUGGCUGACCCAUGCAAAUGGGGAGCGCCAGUUCUACCUCGAGAUCCAAGUCAAACGGAUCUCUGGAGCCGACGAGGAGCUCCUACAGCUGUGCGGCAUCCAGGACGCCUACGCCUGGUUGGCCAUGCAUGACCCUGCCAAAGUCGUCGAGCAGAUCAAAGUGCCCGAGUCCACUCGACGCAUGUUCCCCGCCAUCAAGGAGGCUCAUGAGGACAAGCUCCAGCAACAGCGCGAGCAGGCCAUCGCCGCUGCAGCUUCCACCUCGCUUCAGUCGCCUGAGUCGUCCGCCGACAAGGGCAAGGGAAAGGCAGUCGCCGUUACUGAGGGCCAUGUCGACGCCUCUGCUGCUCCUCGCACAGCUCUCGACCUCAAUCGCGACGAGGUCCCAGUCGCCAGCACCGGCAUCAUUGGUGAGCAGAACUCGCCCUCGCCAAAGACCGAUAACGAGUCGACCGAGGAGUCGGAUGGAUCGCAGACCGACGUUGCCAGCGCCAGUUCUUCGUCCAACGCGAUCCGUCGUGCCAGCAGCGAGGGCCCGUACGAUGGCUUCAUCCAAACCCGCAUGUUCGACCUUGAGGAGAUGAUCGCGAAAAAGAUGGACGAGUUGCGCCACAUAUUCUCCUUCACCGAAGACCCGACUUUCAGGGCGAUCAAGGCCAAGUCCUUCAUUUACGCCGUGCGCGUCAUCGCCAUUCCGGGCGACAAGAACGUCGUCAAUCUCUUCCGGGGCCCGGCCAUCCCAGAGCGCAAGGGCACCCUCCUCGCACAAGGCGGCUGGGUUGUCCCGCCCAUGGAGGAGCGUCUCGCCUAUCGCAACCGUGGCCGGCACAACCGAAAAGCGGCCAAGAAGCAGUCCAAGAACCCUCCCAAGCUGUACAAGCCCGAGCGCUGGCUGGCCAACCGGAUGUGGCUCGACUGGACCAACGACUCGGAACCGCGCUACCACGGCCUGCCCAUGCCCCUCUGGAACGAGCCCGUCGACCCGUGCCUCGAGGACGUCUACUGGAUGGUGUGGCAGCUGCUCAGCGGCGUGCAGUACAUUGGCGUGCGCUCCGGUUACGGCUUCGGCAUCAAGCGCCACGACGACCGCGGCGACAAGGCCUUGCUUGACGCGUGCCCCUUCCGCAGCCCUUCGCUCGAGGCAAAGUAUUACCCCGCCGUCGCCGACGAGUCCAACGGCAGCAAGAGCUAA